Molecule: messenger RNA, 783 nt
Organism: Rotaria sp. Silwood1
Lineage: Eukaryota; Metazoa; Rotifera; Eurotatoria; Philodinida; Philodinidae
Source: the annotation of a GenBank genome assembly
AUGACUGACUCGUUCACUCCACGAAGAGCAAAAAAUAAUUAUGAUCGUUAUCCAUCACCAUCAAUUGUUGACAAUGAUCGAUAUACACCACCACCAUCACCACCACCACUUGCAAAUUCCAAUAGAAAAAAACCAGAAACAUAUCAUCUCGGAACAAAAAAUAAUAAGAACCCAAUAGAUGAUGAUGAACCACCAUUUCGAUCAUCUUCGCCACCAAUUAAUAAUUCUUAUCCAUCAAAUAGUAAUGGUCCUGAAUUGUAUCAUCUGAAAACUGUAGAAAAUAAUAAUGAAAUUCAUGAUCGUCAGUCACCAUCAGUAUUUGAUAACAAUAAUCGAGUUUCACCAAUGCCUUUGCAAAAUUCUUCUGAACGAAAAUCAGAAAUGUAUUAUUUAAAAACAACUGAUGAAAAUGUUAGACAUUCACCACCUAUUAAGAAUAAUUAUGAAAAAACUAAAUUUAAUGAUAAUAUCAUGAAUUUUGAUAAUCAAAAUCCUCAAAAAGUUACUGUGUAUGUUUUGAAAGCAACAAAUCAAGAAAACCUAUCAUUAUCACCAGUACAACGUAGUCCAUCUCCAUCUCUUCUUCUCAGUAAAAGAUCAGAACCUGUUUCAUAUGAUACAAUCAGUAACCAUGCUAGAGACGAUGGGCUAAAUAAACGAUAUCAAUAUCCAACUGCACUUAAUACCAUAUCGACAAAUGUUCGUUAUGUACCAUUAUCACAAUCAAAAGCAUCAGAGAGUAUUCAACGAAGUAUGAUGAAAUAUCGGUUCAAUGGUUAUUGA